Cygnus atratus (black swan) is the source of this 4369-nucleotide messenger RNA. RefSeq names its product protein tyrosine phosphatase receptor type U (gene PTPRU). The record is from RefSeq and is a predicted model, not a curated record. The transcript has 30 exons. Gene Ontology annotation, biological process: protein dephosphorylation. Gene Ontology annotation, molecular function: protein tyrosine phosphatase activity; protein binding. Lineage: Eukaryota; Metazoa; Chordata; Aves; Anseriformes; Anatidae. Bases 1 to 4305 code for a protein of 1434 amino acids. Gene Ontology annotation, cellular component: membrane.
AUGCGCAGCGCCCGGGCGCUGCUGCUCGCCCUCGCCCUGCGGGUCUGCGCCCUGGACACCGAGACGCCCUCCGCGGGCUGCACCUUCGAGGAGGACGACGACCUGACCCAGUGCGAGUACAGCCAGGGCGAGGAUGAUGACUUCGGGUGGGAGCUGGUCCGCAGCUACAUGAUGCCGCACCUGACGGCUGACCUGCCCCACGGCUCCUACCUGAUGGUGAACGCCUCGCAGCACGCCGCGGGCCAGCGGGCUCACCUGCUCUUCCAGGCGCUGAGCGAGAACGACACCCACUGCCUGCAGUUCAGCUACUUCAUGUACAGCCGUGACGGCCACAGCCCCGGCACCCUCAGCGCCUACGUGCGGGUGACGGGGGGCCCGGUGGGCAGCGCCGUCUGGAACGCCUCCGGCUCCCACGGCCGCCAGUGGCACCAAGCGGAGCUGGCAGUCAGCUUGUUCUGGCCCAACGAGUACCAGGUCCUAUUCGAGGCGGUGAUUUCCAGCGAGCGCCGCGGCUAUCUCGGCUUGGAUGACAUCUUGCUCUUGAAUUAUCCGUGCUCCAAAGCCCCCCACUUCUCCCGCCUGGGCGACGUGGAGGUGAACGCGGGGCAGAAUGCCACCUUCCAGUGUGUGGCCGCCGGCAAGGCCGCCGAGGCGGAGCGGUUCCUGAUGCAGAGGCAGAGCGGCGAGGUGGUCCCCGCUGCCUCCGUGAAGCACAUCAGCCACCGGCGCUUCCUGGCCACCUUCCAGCUGGACGAGGUGUCCAAGGGCGAGCAGGACCUGUACCGCUGCGUCACCCAGUCCAGCCGCGGCGCCGGCGUCUCCAACUUCGCCGAGCUCAUCGUGAAAGAGCCCCCCACACCCAUCGCGCCCCCCCAGCUGCUGCGGGCCGGCUCCACCUACCUCAUCAUCCAGCUCAACACCAACUCCAUCAUCGGCGACGGCCCCAUCGUGCGCAAGGAAAUCGAGUACCGCAUGACUUCGGGGCCCUGGUCGGAGGUGCAUGCCGUCAACAUGCAGACCUACAAGCUGUGGCACCUGGAUCCCGACACGGAGUACGAGAUCAGCGUCCUGCUGACGCGCCCUGGCGAGGGGGGCACCGGCAAGCCGGGACCCCCGCUCAUCAGCCGCACCAAGUGCGCAGAGCCUAUGAGGGCCCCCAAGGGCUUGGCCUUCUCCGAAAUCCAGUCGAGGCAGCUGACGCUGCAGUGGGAACCGCUGGGCUACAACCUGACCCGCUGCCACACCUACACCGUCUCGCUGUGCUACCGCUACCUGGUGGGCAGCGGCCACAACCAGACCUUCCGUGAGUGCGCCAAGAUGGAGCGCAACGCCAACCGCUACACCAUCAAAAACCUGUUGCCCUACAAGAACAUCCACGUCAAGCUCAUCCUCUCCAACCCCGAGGGCCGCAAGGAGGGCAAGGAGGUGACCUUCCAGACGGAUGAGGACGUGCCCGGUGGCAUCGCCUCAGAGUCUCUCACCUUCACCCCGCUGGAGGACAUGAUAUUUCUGAAGUGGGAGGAACCGGUGGAGCCCAACGGCCUCAUCACGCAGUACGAGAUCAGCUACCAGAGCAUCGAGUCCUCCGACCCGGCGGUCAACGUGCCCGGCCCGCGGCGCACGGUCUCCAAGCUGCGCAACGAGACCUACCACGUCUUCUCCAACCUGCACCCUGGCACCACCUACCUCUUCUCGGUGCGCGCCCGCACGGGCAAGGGCUUUGGGCAGACGGCGCUCACCGAGAUCACCACCAACAUAUCCGCUCCCACCUUCGACUACGGGGACAUGCCGUCGCCGCUGGGCGAGUCGGAGAGCACGAUCACGGUGCUGCUGCGGCCGGCGCAGGGCAGGGGGGCGCCCAUCAGCACCUACCAGGUCAUCGUGGAAGAGGACCGGCCCAAGAAGAUCAAGCGGGAGCUGGGCGGCCAGGAGUGCUUCCCGGUGCCGCUGACGUUCGAUGACGCCGUGUCCCGCGGCUCCGUGCACUAUUUCGGGGCCGAGCUGCCCGCCAGCAGCCUCACCGAAGCCAAACCCUUCACCGUGGGGGACAACCAGACCUACAGCGGCUACUGGAACCCGCCGCUGGAGCCCAAGAAGGCGUAUCUCAUCUACUUCCAGGCCAUGAGCAACCUCAAAGGGGAAACCCGGCUGAACUGCAUCCGCAUCGCCCGCAAAGCUGCCUGCAAAGAGAGCAAGCGGCCGCUGGAGGUGUCGCAGCACUCGGAGGAGAUGGGGCUGAUCCUGGGGAUCUGUGCCGGCGGGCUUGUCGUCCUCAUUAUCCUCCUGGGAGCCAUCAUCGUCGUCAUCCGGAAAGGCAAACCCGUCAACAUGACCAAAGCGACCAUCAAUUACCGCCACGAGAAGACGCACAUGAUGAGCGCCAUCGACCGGAGCUUCACGGACCAGAGCACGCUGCAGGAGGACGAGAGGCUGGGGCUGUCUUUCAUGGACACCCACAACUACAGCAACCGGGGCGACCAGCGCAGCAGCGUGGUCAACGAGUCCAGCAGCCUGCUCGGGGGCUCCCCCCGCCGCCAGUGCGGCCGCAAAGGGUCCCCGUACCACACCGGGCAGCUGCAUCCUGCUGUGCGCGUGGCCGACCUCCUCCAGCACAUCAACCAGAUGAAGACGGCCGAAGGCUAUGGCUUCAAGCAGGAGUACGAGAGUUUCUUUGAAGGCUGGGAUGCUUCGAAGAAGAAAGACAAAACCAAAGGGAGACAGGACCAUGUGUCGACAUACGACCGCCACCGUGUGAAGCUCCAUCCGCUGCUGGGCGAUCCCAACUCAGAUUACAUCAACGCCAACUACAUCGAUGGUUACCACAGGUCCAACCACUUCAUAGCCACCCAAGGUCCCAAGCAGGAGAUGGUGUACGACUUCUGGCGCAUGGUGUGGCAGGAGCACUGUUCCAGCAUCGUGAUGAUAACCAAGCUGGUGGAGGUGGGCCGGGUGAAAUGCUCCAAAUACUGGCCGGAUGACUCCGAGAUGUAUGGGGACAUCAAGAUCACCUUGGUGCAGUCGGAGACGCUGGCAGAGUACGCCGUGCGCACCUUUGCUCUCGAGAGGCGAGGUUACUCGGCCCGGCACGAGGUGAAGCAGUUCCACUUCACGUCCUGGCCCGAGCACGGCGUCCCCUACCACGCCACGGGGCUGCUGGCCUUCAUCCGCCGCGUGAAGGCGUCCACGCCACCCGACGCCGGCCCCAUCGUCAUCCACUGCAGCGCUGGCACGGGGAGGACCGGCUGCUACAUCGUCCUGGACGUCAUGUUGGACAUGGCCGAGUGUGAGGGCGUCGUGGACAUCUACAACUGCGUGAAGACGCUGUGCUCGCGGAGGAUCAACAUGAUACAGACGGAGGAGCAGUACGUCUUCAUCCACGAUGCCAUCCUGGAAGCCUGCCUGUGCGGGGAGACCAGCAUCCCCGCCAGCGAGUUCAAGCCCACCUACAAGGAGAUGGUGAGGAUAGAGCCGCAGAGCAACUCCUCGCAGCUGCGGGAGGAGUUCCAGACCCUGAACUCUGUCACUCCCCACCUGGACGUGGAGGAGUGCAGCAUCGCCCUCCUGCCCCGCAACCGGGAGAGGAACCGCAGCAUGGACGUCCUGCCGCCCGACCGAUGCCUUCCCUUCCUCAUCUCUGUGGACGGAGACAGCAACAACUACAUCAACGCAGCCUUAACCGACAGCUACACCAAGAGCGCUGCCUUCAUUGUCACCCUGCACCCGCUGCAGAACACUACGACUGACUUCUGGCGGCUGGUGUACGACUACGGCUGCACCUCCAUCGUCAUGCUCAACCAGCUCAACCAGUCCAACUCCGCCUGGCCCUGCCUGCAGUACUGGCCCGAGCCCGGGCUCCAGCACUACGGCCCCAUGGAGGUGGAGUACGUUUCGGGAGCGGCGGAUGAGGACAUCGUGUCCCGACUCUUCCGAGUGCAGAACAUCACGCGGUUGCAGGAGGGGCACCUGAUGGUCCGGCAUUUCCAGUACCUGCGGUGGUCGGCGUACCGAGAGACCCCGGACUCCAAGAAGUCCUUCCUGCACCUCCUGGCCCAAGUGGAGAGAUGGCAGAAGGAGAGUGGCGAUGGCAGGACCGUGGUGCACUGCUUGAAUGGGGGCGGCCGGAGUGGCACCUACUGUGCCUCCACCAUGAUCCUGGAGAUGCUCAAGUGUCACAACAUGGCAGAUGUCUUCUACGCUGCAAAGACCCUCCGCAACUACAAGCCAAACAUGGUGGAGACCUUGGAGCAGUAUCAUUUCUGCUACGACAUAGCACUGGAAUACCUGGAGUCGCUGGAGACCAGAUAGCACCUCGCCAGGAGGGCGAAGGCAGGGGGCUGCGUAGGGUUUGUGCCAAACACGCAGUUUUGUG